ACUCACCUCACUUGAUCCUCGACCUUCUGAGUAGCCAGACGUUUAAAAAAAAUUAAAAAUGAAAGUGUUGUGCAUCGUCCUGAUUGUUGCUGUGGUCGGGUGCUUUGCUGCGCCUGGGUCUGGAGAAGACAAGGUUGAACUGUUCUCGGGCGUUGCAAUUGAAAAGGAUGCGUCUGGAGAAGAAAAAUUAAACGUCAAAUUUGAGCCUGGCGAGUUGAAGGAAGCGGCUAGGACUUUUGAAGAAGCUCGAGGCAAAAUCAAGAAGUACACGCCCCUCCUCGCAGGCAUCGGCGUGAAGGUGAUCGCCGUAGUGGGUCUCCUCUUCGGCGGUCUCACGCUGCUGGUCACCAAGGCUCUGGUGGUAGCCAAGCUGGCUUUCUUGGCUGUGGCGGCGCUGGGCAUCCAGAAACUUUGGAGCGGUGGCAGCUUGAACAAUAUUAGUGGAAAGCUCACUGGCUUCCAGUCCGCAUCUCCGCAAUGGAACUCCCCCACGGCACCCGCUUCAUCCUACCCCUACGCCAGAUCUUCCAGCAUUGCUCAAGACGCCAACGACUUGGCCUACAAGGCACAGAUACCCUCCUAAAGUUCUUUACAAUGUUGUUAAUUACUUCAAAAUAGAGAGGUGAAUAGACUUCUUUUACGCUAAGUUUGUAGCUCAGUGCUCCACCAAGUAAGGCGCUGCAAUACAUUCUCACUAUCUAGUUGCUGUAAACUUAACCGCUUCACAGGAACGCAGCUAUAUGUUAGGCACGGUAGAGAUAUCUGCAUCUCACUUCCACGUGUUGCUGCUUCCUUGUCGCCAGUUACUAAAAUAAAUGGUAUGUGAAGCGUUUUAGCGUUGAAGGACCAUCUAUGAGAAAGUUUUAAAUGUUAAAAAUGUAAGGAACCUUUUCAUUGUAAAGUCAAACGUAUUUAUAGUCGAAAUGGUGCGUCCAUACUGAACCAUUAAUCAAUCGCUGUCAGUUGAUUGCUGCGUUGAUUAUUCUACGGCCCAGUGUGGACGUACUGAAAAGAAAUAAACAUGUUCAGACCUGCAGAGUCUACAAUGUUUAAUGUCAUUUUAAAACAUGUUACAUAUUUCUUGUAUGUUUAAUAAGCUUUAAAUUUUAUUAUAAAUUACAUUAUUUACAAAGCUGAAUUUAUGGUGCAUUGUUAUUACAAAUUGUCUAAUGUUAUUUAAAGUAUAUUUACGUUAAGUUUGAAAACUAGAAAAGUUUCUGUACAAAUAUCAAGUUUGGAAAGUACAGGGUAUGAGCCAGUUUGGUAAAAUAGUACAUUGUGUAACGAGGGGGGGUAAGUGAAAUUUUGGAUACGAGGGUGGUAAUUGCCGACAACCGUAGGCUGGAGGGAAUUAAAGACCCGAGUUUGCAAUAUUCUUACCCCCGGAGUUACUCGCAAUGUUUUUCAUCACACUUGCGAAGAAAAAACUAAAUUUUAAACGAAAUAAUUCUUGAAUACGGUGACAUAUCAAACAUUCGUCCGCCAUUUUGUAAUUUCAUGACAGGUUAGCAUCGAAGGCACAGACCUAUUCGGCAUUCAGUCAUGAUUGAAAAUUAUGUAAAAAUAUUUUAAACGGCUGUUAAAUUAAUAUUUAUUUUUAUAUUUAAACAUAAGCAAAAAUAUUAUAUUAUAAUCGUCAGUAUUUUAAAAGUAAAACUCAUUUAUGCUACUUUGUUUGUAUGAAUAAGUGACAUUAUUAAAAUAAAGCUAUAACUCCCUAGGGAUUAAUAGCUUUUUUCUCACAAUCCAUAACUCCCGCGGGAACAAAAUACGCCUUUGUCCUUCAGUACACCUACAUGAAAUAAGAUCUUUUUCGACUAAGUGUGAUGAAAAAUAGUUUAAUAAAAUAUUAAAAUAUUUGAAUGAGGAAAAGUAAAUACGGACAUUGACUCCGAGUUAAUAUUUAGUUUAAGAAUAUAAUUACGGGUUUUUUGUGUCAUUAAAAAGCCAAACUAUUAGAUAUUCUGAAAUAAGACUGUAUUAUUAGUUGUAUUUUGAGAGUUAAAUAAAUAAAGCAAUAUUAUAUAU
Messenger RNA from Cydia pomonella (codling moth), 2028 nucleotides. RefSeq lists its product as uncharacterized. The transcript is spliced from 4 exons. The record is from RefSeq and is a predicted model, not a curated record. Lineage: Eukaryota; Metazoa; Arthropoda; Insecta; Lepidoptera; Tortricidae. Bases 59 to 583 code for a protein of 174 amino acids.